Cuscuta epithymum is the source of this 1385-nucleotide messenger RNA. NCBI's taxonomy places the organism in Eukaryota, Viridiplantae, Streptophyta, Magnoliopsida, Solanales, Convolvulaceae. The record is from the annotation of a GenBank genome assembly.
GAAUUAGUUAGCCUAUUUGACCCGGCAAGAGGACAAAUCUGUCGAUUAGUUAUUUCGGCGGCUGGAGGUCCGGACCUAAAAUAAGGCCGUUCUUGUUUCGCCGGCGUCUACGGAAUAGUUAUUUGUAGCAGUCUGCGACCAGAAUUUGCUGAGGAAGACCAUCAGCGACGUUUUCAAGCUAGGGUUUCACGAAGCAGAAGACUUAUUCCUUGGCUUCCUGCUGCGACAUUCUAAACCCUUCUCUCUUCCUUCUUCAUCCUUCGUGCAGCGCGGACUCUCUUCCAGUUGAACUUACCACCUCCAAUUUUGAAUUUUGGAGACAUCAGGAUCCUGGAUUAAUCACUCCAACAGUCCCCAAGUACAAAUUUAGGAAUUAUCUAUAAAGAAGUUAGAUGAAAAUGGACGUGAAACCACCAAACACUAUCCCAAGCUUCAUUGACCAAGCAGUGGUCCCAGGAGAUGUAAUCUUGGAUCUUUCUUCAAUGACUAACCAAACCAUAAAGCUUGGAAGCGGCCUUAGACAGGACUGUGAUGCUGUAUCUGUUAUGAAAGCUGGAAUAUUGAGAUAUGCAAAGCCAAACAAAUACUGGGUUGAAAGCUCCCAUAAAAGAUAUGUUCCCUGUGCAGGGGAUUCAGUCCUUGGAAUUGUGGUUGACUCUAAAGCUGAUAACUUUCUUGUGGACAUUAAAGGGUCAAUGUUGGCAUAUUUGCCAGUGUUAGCAUUUGAAGGUGGAACUAGAAGAAACAUUCCCAAAUUUGAGGAAGGAACUCUGAUUUAUGCUCGUGUAGUCAAGGCCAACCCCGGGAUGAACCCUGAGUUGUCCUGCACAGAUGCUAGUGGAAAGGCUGCAGAGUUUGGUCCCCUUAAAGAGGGGUACAUGUUUGAAUCAUCAACCGGCUUAUCACGAAUACUUUUGAGUACUCCAACAUGUCCAGUUCUUGAAGCUCUUGGGAAAAAGCUCUCUUUCGAGAUAGCAACUGGUUUGAAUGGCCGCGUUUGGGUAGAUGCAUCUCCCCCUACUAUAACUAUCCUCGUCGCAAAUGCAAUAAUGAAUUCUGAGUCGCUGAGUCCUGUGCAACAGAAGAUUAUGGCUGAGAAGCUCCUCCAAAGAGUCCAAUAAGUUAACUGUAACAGUAAAUUGGUUUGUAUGGGUGCUUUUAGAGUCUAAUUAAUGUUCUGGUCCAAUUAGGGAUUGCUUUCUUUUAUUAACAAUUUUGGUAAAACUUUUUAAUUCAAUGUGUGAAAGAGAUUGUUUUUUUUUUGAAUUUGCAUUAGAUUGCAACCAUAAUGUGAAUUCACUCCUUGUAUACCAGGCUCCAACCAUAAUUUUGGAAAACAUCUUGUAGGGGGGCUGGAAAGGGCCAACUCCUUGAUAUCUAACUGG